Molecule: messenger RNA, 1857 nt
Organism: Schizosaccharomyces osmophilus
Lineage: Eukaryota; Fungi; Ascomycota; Schizosaccharomycetes; Schizosaccharomycetales; Schizosaccharomycetaceae
Gene: dsh1
Product: RNAi protein, Dsh1
Exons: 6
Coding region: 1-1857 (618 amino acids)
Source: RefSeq, a predicted model, not a curated record
AUGGCUAAUUAUAAAGCUUCUAGAGAUGUUUCAGAAGAAUCUAGGAAUUCAGAGAUGAAAAGUGACGCCGGUAAUUUUCGUCAGGAAUGCAUAUUGUCUUCGUUUGAGGACAUAUCAGAUUUAUUGCGUUUUUUUCAAAAAUUUAGCUUUGAAAUCAGGAAAAUAGAACGGCGCACUCUGUCCAAAUUUGAACAUGAUCAAGCGUCUGGUAGAUUGUUCUUAAAUAAUGAAGAUAAAUUGAGAGCUCGUGUUGCUUUAGACUUUUUACAAUCGUUGAUGGACGUCAAAAGACAGAGCCAUGUUGGCAAGAGAGCUUCGAAAAGUUCUACAGAACACAAGAAAAAGGUCUAUAAUUAUCAGGAAAAGCUGGAAUCAAACAAAGAAAAACGGGAGAAAGCUCUCUUGGAAAGAUAUUUACAAGAGUUGGAUCCUGCAUUGGCUUUUCCAUACGAGGGAUCUCUUGUGAUUUCAUCUGAUGAACUUGAUGUUUACGAAAAUUUUGGAGGAGAACCAUUGGUACUUCUAAACCCAAUUCGUAUCAAAUUUCAUUGCCAUAUUGAUUAUUCUCCAAAAUUAUCUCUUAUACAUAUUCGUUGUCAAAACUCUUUAGAACUCAAAGAGGCAUUGCACCAUGUGAAGCUGUUUUAUUUUGAACAGGCCUCGUACCAUCGUUUGGAAAGGUCAUGUCUCAGUUUGCAUAUCCUCAAUUUGGAUAGUCGCUCGAAUUUUAAUAUAUUUUAUGAUCGGGAAUUCGUUCUUUCGAUGAAGUUUCUUCCUAAGCGUAUCCACUUACGAGCAAUUCCUUCUACUUCUUCUUCUGUUGCAAAUGAGGAAACGUUGGAAAAGAUUCGUAAUGGUAAUGUUCAAGCCAUGAAAAAUUACAUUUUAGCCUCUUUUUAUAAUGUUUAUUUGUUUAUCGGUGUUGUUUUCAUGCGAGUCAAAGUUGGUGUUCCAUUGUUUGAGAGGCUUAAAAUUGGUGAAAAUGAAACUAACACUAAUUCGAUACAAGACGCGUCUAGAAUCUUGCUGGAGAAACAAACUAAGUCCUCCUUUCUUAGGUAUUUAGCUCCUAAUUAUGUAUCCGAGAGGAUUCUUUCAUCCAUGGAGUCAAUCAAAGAUGAAAGCGGAAAGCAAGUAUUUGAAGCAUUCGGAACAAAUCCUCUUAAUGUCGUUCAUUUUACAUUAAAUGACAUUCAUAAUACUAAAAAGAACCUAACUGCAAUUUGGGAUAAACCAGUUGGACGACCUAACAGAUGGUACAUUGAUAGCAACACGAAGGAUACCCUGAGUAUCACACACUGUAAUUUGAACACCCUUUCUUGGAAUCUUUAUAUAAAAUAUGGGAAACAUACACAUGAUUCUCAGGCAUACAGCGAUUUUGCGUCUUCAAUAAUUAUGGAUAAUAAAAAUCGGAUUUACUUCUUAAACACUUCUGAGGUUUUUGUCGAAACUGUGAUUGUGAAGUUAAAACACAAGUUCUAUCACGUACCCUCUGGUUAUCAUCUUCAUUUGACUCGCUUUGAGGCCCAUGCAAUGGGUCAAAAUACAUUUAUAGAUUCCGAUACGCAACCCGGAAUUCAAGUAUAUCGAGUUGGUCAAGACACUUCCGUGCUUCGCUAUGGCCUGUCAUUCUGGGAUCCCAAUUGGGAUCGUAUUUUUGCAGAGAAUCAGCACAGAUUAUCUGGAAGCUCUCCUACCUAUAAGCCAUCCCUUCAAACAAUCUUUCCAGAAGGGAUUGAGGCGUUCAUCUCUCAUUCUCAAUCUAUUGUUUUACAAGUAGCCUCUCUCGCAAAUCAAUUCAACGGCAAUCAGAACAUUUUUGAGGCGGAUAAUUCCAUUAGCGACUCUAUGGUGUAG